AUGACAUCAAGUUCAGAGGAUAGAAAGUUGUUUAUUGGUAUGUUAAAUAAACAGCAAUCAGAAGAUGAUGUACGACAGUUAUUAUCUCCUUUUGGAGGUAUUGAAGAGUGUACUAUAUUAAGAGACCAAAAUGGAAACAGUAAAGGUUGUGCAUUCGUUAAAUUCUCUUCACAUUUAGAAGCUCUAUCAGCAGUCAAUGCUUUACAUGGAAGUCAAACUAUGGCACAGGGAGCGUCUUCAAGUUUAGUAGUCAAAUUUGCUGAUACAGAAAAAGAAAGACAGUUACGUAGAAUGCAUCAGAUGGCUGGACCCCUAGGACUACUUAACCCUUACACAAUUCAUCAACUUGGUACAUACGGACCUUAUGCUCAAGUACCCUCCACACAAUUGAUGCAGCAACAGGCUGCAAUAAUGGCUGCUGCACAAGGAACAUACUUAGCUAGCCCGGUGAAUGUUUUAGCUACUCAAAUGCAGCAGAUAGGUGGAAUUCCAGCUCCUAAUGGCAUUGCAACAGCUGCCAUAACUCCCACUACGGCAACAUUAGCAAAUGGCACAGUCACUCCAACCAUAAACGGUGCUCCCCCAAAUGUCCUCUCCCCAACAGCUCUGGCCAGUUUCCCUGUGCCACCCACUGCCGCCAAUGGUCAUCAGACCCCAGAUCUGUAUGCUAAUGGUAUGCCCCACUUCCCAGCAGCAGCAGCUACUGCCCAAGCUAUUACAAAUGGUGAUCCUUUACAACAAUAUGCUGCCAUUCAACCUUACGCAGGCAUUGCCGCAGCCUAUCCAGCUGUCUAUGGACAAUAUCAACAAGCGAUCACCCAACAGGCUGUCACACAAGCAGCGCUUCUACCAACUGCUCAGAAAGAGGGACCAGAAGGUUGCAACUUAUUUAUUUAUCAUCUUCCUCAAGAAUUUGGGGAUGCAGAACUUGCUCAGAUGUUCAUGCCUUUUGGUUCAGUCAUUAGCGCCAAAGUAUAUGUGGAUAGAGCUACUAAUCAGAGUAAAUGCUUUGGUUUUGUAAGUUUUGACAAUCCAGCCAGUGCCCAUUCAGCCAUCCAGGCAAUGAAUGGUUUCCAGAUUGGUAUGAAACGACUCAAAGUACAACUCAAACGACCAAAGGAUUUAAAUAGACCAUAUUAGAUGUUAGAUGAGUUCCCAUGGAACACAAUAAUGCCAAAAAUUGGAUACUUAUUUAUAUUUACUUGUUAUAAGUUGGAAUGACACGACGAUGAAUGAAUGGGAUCGAUAGAAGAAGAAAUGACAUUAGUAGGAAGAUCCUAUCUUAGAAUAAGGUCACAAGACAUUAAAGGCUUUGUAUUCAAUCUUGUAUUAUAGUACUUGAACAUAUUAGUCAACUUAAUUAAAAAAAAAAACAUUUUUAAAUUAUGAAAUAAUAUAUUUUAGUUAUAUAAAUUGAAACUGACUAUAAUCUUGUUCAUAUUUAAUAUAGUCAGUUUCAUUAAUGUAUGAUUCAUGAUUUCAAAUUUCUAAAUGGCUUCAUGCAUGCAUUAACAAGUUUAUUUUUCAUUAAUUAUAAAAAUAUUGCUUGAGAUGAAGAUUGUACAAAAAAAUAGCCAAAAAAAUCGAGAGAUAGAGACUUUAUUUUACAAUUUGUUUUUCAACAUUCCAAGAAACUUUGAAUAAUUGUAUAGUUUGUUUCUUAAAAAAAUUCUAACACCCAUGCUCAGUUAACAGUAU
Molecule: messenger RNA, 1698 nt
Organism: Lottia gigantea (owl limpet)
Lineage: Eukaryota; Metazoa; Mollusca; Gastropoda; Lottiidae
Exons: 11
Coding region: 1-1140 (379 amino acids)
Biological process (GO): regulation of alternative mRNA splicing, via spliceosome; mRNA splice site recognition
Cellular component (GO): nucleus; ribonucleoprotein complex; cytoplasm
Molecular function (GO): mRNA binding
Source: RefSeq, a predicted model, not a curated record